This is a messenger RNA of Nannospalax galili (Upper Galilee mountains blind mole rat), 1463 nucleotides long. It is a transcript of the gene Spi1, whose product is annotated as Spi-1 proto-oncogene. Bases 4 to 1080 code for a protein of 358 amino acids. The transcript is spliced from 5 exons. Gene Ontology annotation, molecular function: sequence-specific DNA binding; DNA-binding transcription factor activity, RNA polymerase II-specific. Gene Ontology annotation, cellular component: nucleus. Gene Ontology annotation, biological process: regulation of transcription by RNA polymerase II; cell differentiation. NCBI's taxonomy places the organism in Eukaryota, Metazoa, Chordata, Mammalia, Rodentia, Spalacidae. The record is from RefSeq and is a predicted model, not a curated record.
UUUAUGCAAACGGGCUGGGGCGGUGAUGUCACCCCAAGGGGACUAUCUCCCAGUGGCAGGCCCUUCGAUAAAAUCAGGAACUUGUGCUGGCCCUGCAAUGUCAAGGGAGGGGGCUCAACCAGGCCUCCUGUAGCUCAGGGGGCAGGCCUGAGCCCUGAGACUGUCCCACGACCAUCCAGCCCCCAGACGGGGAACCCCGUCCUGAGGGGCUUCGCACUGGCCCCCACCGAGGCAGGGGAUCUGACCGACUUGGAGCUCAGCUGGAUGUUACAGGCGUGCAAAAUGGAAGGGUUUCCCCUCGUCCCCCCUCCAUCAGAUGAGCUGGUUACUUAUGAAUCGGAACUGUACCCACGCCAAACACAUGAAUACUACCCUUAUCUCAGCAGCGAUGGAGAAAGCCACAGUGAUCAUUACUGGGACUUCCACCCACACCACGUGCAUAGUGAGUUUGAGAGCUUCCCUGAGAACCACUUCACUGAGCUGCAGAGCGUACAGCCCCCCCAGCUGCAGCAGCUCUACCGUCACAUGGAGCUGGAGCAGAUGCAUGUCCUUGACACCCCCAUGGCACCGCCCCAUGCCAGCCUCAGCCACCAGGUUCCCUACAUGCCCCGCAUGUGCUUUUCUUACCCAUCCCUGUCCCCAGCCCACCAACAGAGCUCAGAUGAGGAGGAGGGCGAGCGGCAGAGCCCCCCAUUAGAGGUGUCUGAUGGGGAGGCUGAUGGCCUGGAACCUGGGCCAGGUCUCCUUCACGGGGAGACAGGCAGCAAGAAGAAGAUCCGACUGUACCAGUUCCUGCUGGACCUGCUACGCAGCGGCGACAUGAAGGACAGCAUCUGGUGGGUGGACAAGGACAAGGGCACCUUCCAGUUCUCGUCCAAGCACAAGGAGGCGCUGGCGCACCGCUGGGGCAUCCAGAAGGGCAACCGCAAGAAGAUGACCUACCAGAAGAUGGCGCGCGCACUGCGCAACUACGGCAAGACUGGCGAAGUGAAGAAGGUCAAGAAGAAGCUCACCUACCAGUUCAGCGGCGAGGUGCUAGGCCGCGGGGGCCUGGCCGAGCGGCGCCACCCGCCCCACUGAGCCCGAGCCCGCCAGGCCCGCCGAGCCCUCCUGGCCCCCGGCCCCGCCGGCCACAGCAUUAACCCCUCGCCCGGCCCGGACACAGGGAGGACGUUCCCGGGGCCGAGGCAGGACUGGGGGCCCCGGCCUCGCCCUCCCCGUCCCGCCCCCGUCCCGCCCUGCUUCGCUCCCACCAGGACUCUAGCCGGGUCGGAAGGCCACCUGGGCCUCGGACCCCACCCGAGGGUCGGCCUGGCUUCGUGGCCACGGUGCUACCUUGGGAGUCUGGGUCCGGCACAUCUUUGUAUAUUGGAUGCUCUUUCUAAGGCUCCCCCUCUCCCACCUGCCACCGUCCAUUAGCCUCCCAAAGAUCAAGUAAAAUUAUUCUUAGCUACUCCAAUCCC